AUGCUGGUGACAGAAUUACCUCUCGAAAUUACUAUCUUAAUUGCAAGCUAUCUUAAACUCAAGGAUAGAUUUCAGUGCUGUCUCGUGUGCAAGAAUUGGGCUUGGGCGUUUCAGAAAUCUCUUUUUGAAAAGAUCGUUCUUAAUAACAAAGUUUACGCCGACAAGCUAAUCAGCCCAGCAAGUCAAGCAAUACACCGGCUUCGAUUAUAUCGCCACACUACUCGAAAGCUCGUAAUCGGUGGAAACGUUCUCCUGGACAAUCAGACGCUUUACGUUCUUCAGAAGAUCUUUCCAAACUUACAUAGUUUCUUUUGGAAUAAUUCUCGACAUAGGCUAUCUUCUCAAAAAACUGAUUUUUAUGGGUGGAAUCUGUGGUCAAAAACUCUUACAAGUCUUGAAGUAACCUUGGCAGCACAUAAUGAAGAUAUAUAUACCAAGAUGCUUGAUACAAUUCGCUCAAAGUUAUGUCGUCUCAAACGAUUAUAUUUCUCCCAUAAAAGUUCAAAGAAGUUCGAAUUCACGUUUGAUGAUUUUGAACUCCUUAAUGACCAACUACCCGAAUUGACGCACAUGACGCUUAAGGUUGAAUUUAAGGAAAUGAGCUUCAAUGAAUUAUCGAAAGUUAAAGAAGUGAAACCGAGACCAUGUCUUAAAACCCUACAAAUUCAUAUCACAAAAUCUACGUAUGAAUGGAUGUAUUACAUUGCUGUCAAGUAUCCAAACGUCAGUACUAUUGGUCGACUUUAUUUUGGUCGAACCUUAAGUCCAAAUCUGCCAACUUAUAAGACGCCAACACGGCUUGCCGAACUUCCACGUCCCUUGCAACAGUUGGAGAGAAUACAUAUGGUAGUUUAUAGCCACGCUGUAUACAUAUAUCAUGUUUUUGUAAAACAACUUCGUGGCCUCAAUAUCCAAGUCAAGAAUAUCUGGAUAGAUGUCAAUUGUAGCCUUAAUUUCGACAACACAUCAGGAAUCUAUGUGCAGCUUGCAGCACAGCCAUGGGCAAAUACAUUGGAAGAAAUCUCAAUUUUAUACAAUACACACUACUCAGGCCAUUUACGUUCUUUCUACUUUUUCCAUUAUGAUGACUAUUAUCCUCGGCUAGUUCAUCUUGAUAUCGAGGCCUUUGGAGCUAUCAUCAUAAUAAAUCAUGUCUUGGAAAAUCGUCCAUCGUUAAAGACCAUUAAAGUUACUUGUAAUUUACUCAGCUAUGAGCCAGACUUAUCUACCCCUUCAAUUAAGCACGGAUUGCGGCAUUUAGCACUUCUGAGCACGGAUGUUUAUACCAACACACUCACCUAUAUUUCUACUUACUGUAACGAUCUGAAAAACAUGACUCUAGAUCGCGUAAAGAUACUAGAAUCACAAAAUAUUAUAAAUUCUCCUCAUUGUAUCGAUAUGUCAUCGACCCACUUUAAAAGGCUUCGUAUUAAACAUAUUGAAUUUAUUAAACAGAAUAAAGGUAAUAUCAGCGUGUUUCUUUUUCCUUCGUCAGAGGAGAUGAAAGAGAAAACAAGAUAUCGUCGCAAAAUUCCUACAGAAAACGUGUGGGCUUGCUUCCAAGGCUUGGACUCGUAUCGUAAAGGAUUAAGUUUCGAAGUACAGAAGAAAGGUGAAGAAGCAGAGAAGAUUGAAGAAUAUUUCCGUGCUUUCUCCUAUAUGCCUCGCCGUUCAGAUACCCUGUAUGAGCCUUUGGAACUCGUGCACCGACUUUUACUAGGAAGCUGGGCAAGUUUUCUUCCUGAUGGUUAUGUUAUUUUUAAAUACAGUUCUGUAGAAGAUCUUGUUAUUGGCCCCUAA
Messenger RNA from Phycomyces blakesleeanus NRRL 1555(-), 1800 nucleotides. RefSeq lists its product as hypothetical. The coding region runs from base 1 to 1800 and encodes 599 amino acids. Gene Ontology annotation, molecular function: protein binding. The transcript is spliced from 2 exons. The record is from RefSeq and is a predicted model, not a curated record. NCBI's taxonomy places the organism in Eukaryota, Fungi, Mucoromycota, Mucoromycetes, Mucorales, Phycomycetaceae.